This is a messenger RNA of Sus scrofa (pig), 2022 nucleotides long. It is a transcript of the gene RPRML, whose product is annotated as reprimo like. The record is from RefSeq and is a predicted model, not a curated record. Lineage: Eukaryota; Metazoa; Chordata; Mammalia; Artiodactyla; Suidae.
AGUUUUAACCAGUCCUCCGGACAAUUCAGAACCCCUGUUGUAGAUGAAUAUUUAUCAUUACGAAAGGGUAAAUUGUUACAUGACAAAGAAUUACAAAACAGCAUGUACCAAACAGCAUGGAUGAACAGUGCGUCCUUAUUUUGAAUACAUAUAGAGAGAGACACACAGAGACAAAGGCCAGGAAGAUUUUGCACUGAGGCGGUAACAUGGACACUCCGGGGGGGUAGGAUUAUGAGCUUUGAGACUUUUUUCCCUUUUGCUAAUCUAUACUUUCUAACUAGUUUACGGCGACGUGUUUUUGUAAAAAAGGAAGGAGAAGGGGAAAACACAAUAACUUACAUUUAAAUUUUUUAAAAAGUCAAGUGGGGCGGGUGGCGGGCGAGGUGCGCGGGAGGCGACCGCCUCCACCGUGGAAGCUGGGGGGCCUGAGUGGCGCUGGCGGGUCGCCAGCCGGCCGCGGCCGCGAGAAGGGAGAGGGGAAAGGGCCGGCGACACUGGGGUGGGGGGUCUGCAACUCCUCUGAGGUCUGGGAAAGCUUACCGCGACUUAAAUAAAGAGUGCAGAAGAGAUUUAGGGCGGACUCAGGAGGAGUGGAACUGCCCAGAGUACCAAAUCCCGGAAUGGGCGCCUUGGGGAGAUGUUUUCCGGCUGGAACAGACCAAGGCUGCCGGGAGGGUGUCGAGCUUCGCCGACCGAGGGCGGACCGGCCCUGAUCUCCGGGCCGCUUCCAGCCCCGGGACACCGGGAGCGCAGCGCCGGAGGCUGCAUUCCUGUCCCCCCGGGCUGCGGCGGGGCCCGUCGCGGGGGGAGGGGAAGGAGGAGGGAGAGGGGGCGGCGCCGUUGCUAGGGGAGGGGCGGCAGGGCGGGCGCGGAGCUCAGUCGGUGCCGCGACGCGCGCUCCGCUCUGCGGCUCCAGCUUCCGCGAAGCCUGUUGCUCGCUUCUGGGGGCCGCCGCUUCCCGCCAGGUGCCCAGGGGCCGGCGGCCCGAGGGGUGCCGCGCGCGGACAGCCCCCCGCCCUCUUCCCUUCCCCCUGCACAGGUGGACCCGAGCGUUUGCAAGAGCGCGGACGCCAGCAAGUCUCCUGGAGCGCCCGCGACCGCGCGCCAAGACCCCCGGUGCGCAGCGGCGAUGAACACGACCUUCUUGAACCACAGUGGCCUGGAAGCGGCAGGUGGCUUGGGCGGCGGUGGAGAAGCCGCCCUGGGGAACCGCAGCCACGGGCUGGGCACGUGGCUGGGCUGUUGCCCCGGGGGCGCGCCGCUGUCCACCAGCGACGGAGUCGCGGCGGGGCUGGAGCCGGACGAGCGCAGCCUGUGGGUGUCGCGCGUGGCGCAGAUCGCCGUGCUCUGCGUGCUGUCGCUAACCGUGGUCUUUGGCGUUUUCUUCCUGGGCUGCAACCUGCUCAUCAAGUCCGAGAGCAUGAUUAACUUUCUGAUGCAGGAGCGCCGGCCCUCCAAGGACGUGGGCGCUGCCAUCCUCGGGCUGUACUGAGCACCGCCUCGUCCCGCCCUCGCCUGAGUUGCUGGAAGAAGACGGAGAAGGAAGCUCAGGACCCUAGUUCCCCCUCCCCAAGCUCUGCCACCGCCUCGGGCAGCGCCUGGCGGGCAGCGCAAGGGGGCAUGGCCUUUCUUGGGGCACCUGGGUCUGGGACACUGCGGGACUCCAGGCGGCGGAUCGGAAAGGGACUUCCACACCCGGCUGGGUCCUGAUUGCGCUUCAGCCUUGGGGGAUGGGAGGGUAAAGGAUGGGGGUUCCUAAAUGUUUCUUUGAAAGGAAGUUCGAGGCAGUGGAGGGAGAGGUUGUGGGAUGCAGCUUGGGGCUGAGGUCACCUGCGUGGGAAUUUUGUGUGUGUGUGGGUGGGGUGGAAUGGAGUGGGGCGAGUUACGAGCAGCGUGGGGGUGGGGGAGAGUUGUUGACGAAUCCGAGUCGCUGAGCUUGUUGGCCUGAUUUCUCAUUUGGAAAGAAAUCUUGUAAUAAAACUGCAGCCGUCGGGCUUCGUGCUUCCGGCGGUUUCUACCCGC